CUUGAGUCCGGUCCCUUGAUCAGAUUCAGAUCACAGCUCCAGCUAAUAAUGAAUUAUUAUAAUUUUAUAAUUAAUAUGUUAAUUUAUUGGUGGAUUACAAAAUAAAAACAUAGAAGAGGCGUGAAUACGAAGCACUCUGGUGCGUGUCUCUGGGUUUCGGGUCCAAAAUCCACAUGGAAGGGAAAAUGGAGUUGGUGAAGUCUGUGAGUUCAAAAUUGAAGGAAGCAUCGCUGUUUUGGCUUCUCGGUUUCAAAGAAGCCUGUCGUCUUCAUCGCGUUCUCUUUCUUUGCCUCAGUUCAAGGAGGCUUUUGAGACGCACGGGUCAAUGUUUUCUAUUAAAUGGUUUCCUUUUCUUAGGAAGCAUCUUCAUCCUAAACGCAGUUAUCAUCCCAGCACUAGAAUGGAUAUUACCUGAUGAUUGUUCAAAGUUCAAUUCUCAACUUUUCUGCUCUUUCGCCAGUCUCUUAAAAUUUUAUUCCUUCUUACGCCUUCGACUCAUUCAACUAUUUUAUGUGACUUGGUUUUACCCACUGUAUGUGUUCAGCUUCAUCCUGAGCAAUAUAUGGUACAAUGACAUUGCUAAUUAUGGUUUUGCUGCAAUGGGAACUUCUGGGCCAGCAAAAGGAGAUCCCUUGGGAAAAAAUGAGUCAUUGACCGUGAAAGAUAGAGAUCGUAUGGAAGGCCUGGGAGGGGUCAUGAUUGGAAUAGGUGAGCAAGUGUAUUCAGUACUUCUUUUGACCUUCUUCUUCCUAGAGGUUUAUGUGACAGGAUUCGUACCCUACAUGGGCAAGAUACUAAAUUUUUUGCUUCUAUCCUGGAUGUAUGCCUAUUACUGUUUCGAGUACAAAUGGAAUCUUUCUGAAGUGGGUCUGGACAGAAGGCUGGACUUCUUUGAAUCUAACUGGGCCUUCUUUGCUGGUUUUGGAAGCCCAUGUGUUCUCCCCGUUCUUUUUUCCUCACCACUUGUGAGCUAUGGGAUUAUGGCCAUACUCUUUCCGCUGUUUGUUUUGGCAGCAACAGAUUCAGCGGCUGAGCAUGUUAUUUAUUCUCGAAGAAGAAAAUGGGGGGGUGCAGGAUUGGGCAGGCUUCCAAUAUUUUAUGCAGCAGAUACUUUGUCGUUGAAGGUCCUGUCUCUUUUGUCUGCGAAAUCUCAAGAGCAGCUGCAAGACAACAAAACUCUCUGAGUGUGGAUUAAGUGGGAAAUGGAUGAUGGUAAUUUAUAUAAAAUGUGUAGAUAAAUUAUAACUGCUGAAGAUGAAGGAAUGAGGAAACAGUAACGUGUACAUAGAAAGAAAAUUGAAGCAAUGGUGUUUUAUUUGAUUUGUACAGCAAACUUAGAUGGAUAAGCACCUCAUAAUCAUAACGCAAUGAUAUUUAGUAUGUAGGUGUCCAUAUUGGCCAAUAUAGGCACGGUGUUUAAACAUGUAUUAAGAAGAUGGACAGUCCAGUGUACUGCUCAACAGCACAUUAAAUGAGUUUGUCUCAGAUGAUUUAUUUCAUCUACUAUACUUUGUUCGUGUAA
Ziziphus jujuba (common jujube) is the source of this 1522-nucleotide messenger RNA. Its product is annotated as protein EI24 homolog. Gene Ontology annotation, cellular component: endoplasmic reticulum. The record is from RefSeq and is a predicted model, not a curated record. NCBI's taxonomy places the organism in Eukaryota, Viridiplantae, Streptophyta, Magnoliopsida, Rosales, Rhamnaceae. Gene Ontology annotation, biological process: macroautophagy. The transcript has 13 exons. The coding region runs from base 174 to 1184 and encodes 336 amino acids.